AGAUUGGCAUGUACUACCAGCCGCAGGCAGAGGUUAGGGGUAGCUGAUGUUUGCACCCGAGGAGGCUUUGCUAAGAAACAUCCCCUUAGUCAUACCACACCCAAGUAUAAUUGAUCUAGGAGUUUAUCUAAAAUAGUAGCUCCUAAGAGACUUGGAAAGUGUGCUAAUUUCUUCGAAAUUUCUUUAGAAUAAUUCACAUUCUUCCCCAUAUCGCUUAUGGAGCCGUCCUAACUGCUGACCUUUUCAAGAUGGCGGUCCGCGGGCGACACUCUCGGGCUCGCGCACCUCCCCAAGAUGGCGGCGCCCGAGGCCUGGCGCGCCCGGAGUUGCUGGUUCUGUGAGGUAGCGGCGGCAACGACCAUGGAGGCCACGUCCCGGGAGGCGGCGCCAGCGAAGAGCUCGGCCUCGGGCCCCAACGCUCCCCCCGCCCUGUUCGAGCUGUGCGGGCGGGCGGUGAGCGCCCAUAUGGGGGUUCUGGAGAGCGGGGUGUGGGCCCUCCCAGGCCCAAUACUUCAAAGCAUCCUACCUCUGCUCAAUAUAUAUUACUUGGAGAGGAUUGAGGAAACUGCCCUCAAGAAAGGCCUCUCAACUCAGGCCAUCUGGCGCCGACUCUGGGAUGAACUGAUGAAGACAAGGCCUUCCAGUUUGGAAAGUGUGACAUGUUGGCGAGCCAAGUUUAUGGAGGCCUUUUUUUCCCAUGUUCUACGUGGGACCAUUGAUGUGUCUUCUGACAGGCGUCUUUGUGAUCAGCGGUUCUCACCUCUUCUGCACAGCUCCCGCCAUGUCCGACAGCUCACCAUCUGUAACAUGCUGCAGGGUGCAACCGAGCUGGUGGCUGAGCCCAACCGCAGGGUUCUGGAGACCCUGGCCAGCUCCCUGCACACUCUCAAGUUCCGCCACCUGCUGUUCUCUGAUGUGGCUGCUCAGCAGUCACUUCGGCAGCUGUUGCAUCAGCUCAUUCACCAUGGGGCUGUCAGUCAAGUGUCGCUAUACUCCUGGCCUGUGCCUGAGUCAGCCCUUUUCAUCCUUAUUCUCACCAUGAGUGCUGGCUUCUGGCAACCAGGGCCUGGUGGCCCACCCUGCCGCCUCUGUGGAGAGGCCUCCCGAGGCCGGGCCCCAUCCCGAGAUGAAGGGUCCCUCUUAUUGGGCUCACGUCGGCCCCGCCGGGAUGCUGCUGAGCGAUGUGCUGCAGCCCUGAUGGCCAGCCGGCGUAAGAGUGAAGCCAAGCAGAUGCCCAGAGCUGCACCUGCCACUCGGGUAACACGCCGGAGCACACAGGAGAGCCUGACAGCAGGCGGAACAGACCUUAAGAGGGAGCUGCACCCCCCAGCCACCUCCCAUGAGGCUCCUGGCACCAAGCGGUCACCUUCUGCUCCAGCAGCCACCUCCUCUGCCUCUUCUUCUACAUCCUCAUACAAACGGGCACCAGCUAGCUCAGCCCCACAGCCUAAGCCCCUAAAGCGUUUCAAGCGAGCUGCAGGGAAGAAGGGUGCUCGCACCCGUCAGGGGCCUGGUGCAGAGUCUGAAGACCUGUAUGACUUCGUUUUUAUUGUGGCUGGCGAGAAGGAGGAUGGCGAAGAGAUGGAGAUUGGGGAAGUGGCUUGUGGAGCUUUGGAUGGAUCAGAUCCCAGCUGCCUGGGGCUUCCAGCACUGGAAGCUUCACAAAGAUUCCGCAGCAUCUCCACCUUGGAGCUAUUCACAGUUCCACUCUCCACAGAGGCAGCCCUGACACUAUGCCACCUGCUGAGCUCCUGGGUGUCACUGGAGAGCCUCACACUCUCCUACAAUGGCCUGGGCUCUAACAUCUUCCGCCUGCUAGACAGCCUGCGGGCCCUGUCAGGCCAGGCUGGAUGUCGCCUCCGUGCCCUGCAUCUCAGUGACCUGUUCUCACCACUGCCCAUCCUGGAGCUGACACGUGCUAUCGUGCGAGCACUGCCCCUGCUACGGGUCCUCUCUAUUCGUGUUGACCACCCAAGCCAGCGGGACAACCCUGGUGUGCCAGGGAAUGCAGGGCCCCCUAGCCACAUAAUAGGCGAUGAGGAGAUACCAGAAAACUGCCUGGAGCAGUUGGAGAUGGGAUUUCCACGGGGAGCCCAGCCAGCCCCACUGCUGUGCUCCGUUCUGAAGGCCUCGGGUUCUCUGCAGCAGCUGUCCCUGGAUAGUGCCACCUUUGCCUCUCCCCAGGAUUUUGGGCUUGUUUUGCAAACACUCAAAGAGUACAACCUAGCCCUGAAAAGACUGAGCUUCCAUGACAUGAAUCUCGCUGACUGUCAGAGCGAGGUGCUCUUUUUGCUACAGAAUCUGACUCUGCAAGAGAUUACCUUCUCCUUCUGCCGUCUGUUUGAGAAGCGCCCAGCCCAAUUUCUGCCUGAGAUGGUUGCUGCUAUGAAGGGCAACUCCACACUGAAGGGCCUCCGGCUGCCAGGGAACCGCCUGGGGAAUGCUGGCCUGCUGGCCUUGGCAGAUGUUUUCUCAGAGGAUUCAUCCUCCUCUCUCUGUCAGCUGGACAUCAGUUCCAACUGCAUCAAGCCAGAUGGGCUUCUGGAGUUCGCCAAGCGGCUGGAGCGCUGGGGCCGUGGAGCCUUUGGUCACCUGCGCCUCUUCCAAAACUGGCUGGACCAGGAUGCAGUCACAGCCAGGGAAGCCAUCCGGCGGCUCCGGGCUACCUGCCAUGUGGUUAGCGACUCAUGGGACUCAUCCCAGGCCUUCGCAGAUUAUGUUAGCACCAUGUGAUGGGGCCCGUACCUCACAGUCUCAUGCUCGGUACCAUCAGCUUGCAGGGGCUGAAGCAUGGGCUGCCCAGAACCCCAACCACCAGUUCUAUCUUUCUCUUUCUGUCACCUUUUUUCUCUUUUUUCCUUCUUCCCUUGCACUGAGGUCCUGGAGGCCUUGAUGAGGCCCAGCAAACAGGCAUUCUCACAGCUGGGUUUAUAGUCUUUGGGCCCCUUACUCAGUAUCCUGGGAACCCUGGGCCAGGAGGUUACAGUGGUCAUCAUAAUUGCUGAAGAGAUCCCCUCCCCUGCCCCUGGGUUCCUGCCUUCCCUCCUCAAGCAGGCACCCAGGCUUUAGAGAAGUAUAGGGGGCUUCUUCCCUGCUGGGCUUACCACACUGCUCUCAGGCCUCAAACCCUUUCAUACCUUUAUUCUUUUUUUUAACCAAAAAAGUUUUUCUUAUAAAAUAAAUUUUGGGCAAACAUCAUGCAGCCCUUCUUGAUGAUUUUCUCCCAGAGAACAAAAUUCAACAGGGCCCUGUGGAGCAAGGAGCCCCUUUUCCCUAUCUCCUUCCUCUAAGAGCUACACCCAGACCAGCUGGUUAUCAGCGGAGGCCCCGCUGCUCCUCAUGAGAACGCUGGUGGAAGACGAAGGUGAUGGCAGUGGAGGCAGCAUCCCAGGCAGCCUGGAGUACCUCAUCCCGGAGCCCCCACUUAUCAGUGCAGUGGUUCCACCCUGCCAGGUCUGAAGUGCAGUCAGAACCAUCAGGGGGUGGCCGGAUCUGACGGCUGUUGACACAACGUCGGCAGUGCAACCUAGGGACAGAAGGCACAGCUGAAGUCACUACAGAUCCCAUCUCCCUACUGUGUGGGUAGCUUAGAGAUAAUGGUUAGGGCACUUCCCCACCUGUCAUGUGUGUCACUGAGGCUAGCUUCAUCCAGGAUAAACAGCUCCUUCAACUCGCCCAGAGAGAAGUGGCGCUCUACAUCCUGCUCCUCAUCCACCACACAGCUGCUCAGUGCCUUCUUGUGGCUCUGACGCUGGAAGAUCUUCUCCUCAAUGGUCCCUGCCUGGGGAAGAGGAGGUGGGGAAUGUCAAAAGAUACAGCGCUUAGCCAUCCUCAUAAAAAGGGAGCAGGAAAACCAAAGGGUUGAAACUACAGCUACCCGAGAAGAGGAGAUGAAUAAAAAGUAUGAGUCCCAGAACAUUAUCUCUACUCAGCUGAGGUCCAUUUUCCCAGUCUGUCUCCUGAGAACAUGACAUGAAUAGUCUGCCCACCCAGGCUACUUUCUAUACUAAUGAAGGGUCCCAGGGCCUGGCUAAAUCCCGUCAGGGUGAACUGAGGUUUGUCUGCUGCAGCUUCAGAUUUCUGCACCAAGCCCAACUCUAACUCAUUCAAUAAAUAUCAUUUAGGUAUCUAUUCUA
Molecule: messenger RNA, 4136 nt
Organism: Homo sapiens (human)
Lineage: Eukaryota; Metazoa; Chordata; Mammalia; Primates; Hominidae
Gene: LRRC41
Product: leucine rich repeat containing 41
Exons: 10
Coding region: 295-2733 (812 amino acids)
Biological process (GO): protein ubiquitination
Cellular component (GO): cytoplasm; nucleus
Molecular function (GO): identical protein binding
Source: RefSeq, marked validated